GCGGCGUCGGGGAACUCGGGCCGCGACUCUUCGCCCCCCACUCGGUGCCCGGCGAUGGCGGCUCUAGCGUUUUUACGCAAUUGGAUGCUCUUCCCUCUGGCAGCCCGGCCUGAUCUGGCCGCCGCCAGGAAUGACGCGGGUGCCCCCACGGCCCCGGCUGCGGGCGGGGAGGGCGAGCCCCACCGCCCGCCCCGCGACGCCCUCCUGGGCCGUUCCGAUAAGGAGCCGCGGGCGGGAGCUGCGGUCGCCCAGAGCCGCGCUGAAACCGCGCCGCCGCCCAGAGACCCCGGGCCGCCGGAGCCGCGGGGCCGGGCCAUGGACUCAGCCGGCGCCCCCCGCGCCCCCCGGGGCCUGCUCCCCAGGCCCUGCCGCGUGCUGGUGCUGCUGAACCCGCGCGGAGGCAAGGGCAAGGCCCUGCAGCUGUUCCGCAGCCACGUGCAGCCCCUCCUGGCCGAGGCCCAGUUCUCCUUCACGCUGAUGAUCACGGAGCGGCGGAACCACGCCCGGGAGCUGGUGCGCGCCGAGGAGCUGGGCCGCUGGGACGCACUGGCUGUCAUGUCUGGGGACGGCCUGAUACACGAGGUGGUGAAUGGGCUCAUGGACAGGCCUGACUGGAAGACGGCCAUCCAGAAGCCCCUGUGCACCCUCCCCGGAGGCUCGGGGAACGCCCUGGCCGCCUCCAUCAACCACUAUGCUGGCUAUGAGCAGGUGACCAACGAAGACCUCCUGACCAACUGCACGCAGCUGCUGUGUGGCAGGCUCCUGUCGCCCAUGAACCUGCUCUCGCUGCACACCGCCUCGGGGCUGCAGCUCUACUCGGUGCUCAGCCUGGCCUGGGGCUUCGUGGCCGACGUGGACCUGGAGAGUGAGAAGUACCGGCGCCUCGGGGAGCUGCGCUUCACCGUGGGUACUUUCCUGCGCCUGACGACCCUCCGCAUCUACCAGGGCCAGCUGGCCUAUCUCCCCGUAGCCAGUGCCGUCUCCGCGCUGCCCACCUCCACGCUGGCACAGCAGCAGGGUCCUAGGGCCACGCACCUCGUCCCCCUGGAUGAGCCAGUGCCGGCCCACUGGACUGUGGUACCCGAGCAGGACUUUGUGCUGGUGCUGCUGCUUCUGCACAGCCACCUGGGCAGCGAGAUGUUAGCGGCCCCCAUGGGCCGCUGCGCGGCCGGCACCAUGCACCUGUUCUACGUGCGGGCGGGCGUGUCCAGGACCAUGCUGCUGCGGCUCUUCCUGGCCAUGCAGAAGGGCAAGCACAUGGAGUAUGACUGCCCCUACGUGGUGCACGUCCCCGUGGUGGCCUUCCGCCUGGAGCCCAAGAACCACAGCGGUGUGUUUGCUGUGGAUGGGGAGCUGUUGGCCAGUGAACCUGUGCAGGGCCAGGUGCACCCAGACUACAUCUGGAUGGUCAGCGGCUGUGAGGAGCCUCAGCAGAGACCACCCCCAGAAAAGCCUUUGUGACUCAGGCGCCCCCCCCCCCCACUGCCUUUGUCUACCACAGCUAGGCCGACACUGGGGUCCUCUGCCCUGCCCCAGGAAAGCAGGGCCUGUCUACAGUUCCUGUGGAGGGUGGGCUCAGGGGGUCCUUGCUAGUUGGGCCGGUUGCCAGUGGAGCCUCUCCCUGACCCCUGCAUCCAAUGCAAAUAAAAUGACAU
Perognathus longimembris pacificus (Pacific pocket mouse) is the source of this 1655-nucleotide messenger RNA. RefSeq names its product sphingosine kinase 1 (gene Sphk1). Bases 55 to 1461 code for a protein of 468 amino acids. The transcript has 6 exons. Lineage: Eukaryota; Metazoa; Chordata; Mammalia; Rodentia; Heteromyidae. Gene Ontology annotation, biological process: cellular response to growth factor stimulus; negative regulation of apoptotic process; sphingosine biosynthetic process. The record is from RefSeq and is a predicted model, not a curated record. Gene Ontology annotation, cellular component: intracellular membrane-bounded organelle; membrane; cytoplasm.